UAAUACAGAUAACGAACGCUGGUUCAAAAAAUUGGCAAUUUUUCAUUCUCUGGCCACCGGAUUCCGAAAAUAUUUUUGUAUCAUGAAACCCCUUUCAAAGUUAAAAUCAUGUGCUAGUAUAUGCAUAGAUCUAUAGAACUAGCUACUAGCACUAACAAUAGAUCCGUGAUAUAGUCUGGCUAUAAUAUUCGCCACACCACCUGUAGGUGAACACAUCAACCUUGAUGAAACCUGUAAAAAGAUUGUCUCCCCCUGUACAUACACAAGUAUGGCUAGAGAAAACAAUACAGGAGACUCUGUUGUGAUUGGCGCCAAAAUGACAAAAAUUUUAUUUAACGGCCAAAAUACCGGAAAAAACUUGGGUGGGACUUGCCCAUUUAGGCUACUGUUUCUAGUUCAUGAGUUGACCUGUAAGUGAUAACCAAGCUACUUUAGGAGAAUACUGACGGUAGAUGCAGUACUUCUAACACUUUUUAACACUGCAUCAACACAACCAGCAUAGGCAUAAACUGAGUUGCAUUUCAGCCGCACCUCGUGGUAACAUGUGCCAAAUCAAAAUUUGAAAUUCCCGCGUAGACAACCUUAAUUGAGUCAAGGUCGAAGCCUCGGUUUCAUAUAAUUGAUUGACAUGAUUUCCGGUUUUACAAAAACAAAACAUCUCAACAAAUCAACAUGAAUAAUGCAUGAAAUAAACAAUUUACAAAAAAAUAAGUUUUAAAAUUUGGUACAUCAUCAUAGCCUCCUCUUGACUGAGAGUAUUUUCUCAAAAUAUCCUGAACAGAACACUCUGAAGACGUUUUACUUGACCCAUUUAGUUCAUGUACAUUGUCUGGUAUGCAAUGCACUACUGUUGCAUUAGGUGAUAUAAAACUGGCAAAACCGGUUUCCAAGAUUUGAAUAGAUUACAGUUUUGAGACCCACCCUUUUAUGCCUCAUGACUAUAUGUUAUAGUUAAGUUCGGUCAAUGUAUAAUAUAUUGUGCACAUAGUUAUGUGUUGAAAACUGAAUUCGGUCUAAAACUCAAGGUUGGUUUUAUAACGUCGUUGAUUCAACGAAUAAAUUAUACGGCAGACUGACCUGUGAUGUGAUGUGCUGUGUCUGUGGAUUGUGUGCAUGAUAAAGCAAAGGACUGUGGAUUUACUGGUUACAACAGCUGGGGAAUUAUUCCAUCAAUAAAAGGAUAGACUUUCAAGGGUAAACCAAAGGAUAUCACCAUGUCAACUUUAGAAGCAAUCCAGUAUUCUGAAACAACCAAAAUAUACCACACAAACUAUGUCCGAAAUUCACGAGCUGUUGGUGUUAUGUGGGGAGUCUUCACGAUAUGUUUUGCCAUCAUAAACAUAGUUGUAUUCAUCCAGCCACAGUGGAUCGGUGAUACUCCAAGUAGUCCUGGAACAGGUUACUUCGGACUCUUUGAAUACUGCGAACUGUUUCAAACGGGACAGGAUUUGAUCUGUAAUGGAAGGUUUGACGACUUCUCAUCGAUUCUGAGUGGUACCUUCAAAGCGGCAGCAUUUCUUAUUGGAUUCUCGGCGCUGUUGAUCCUCAUCUGCAUCUGUUGUAUGCUGCUCUUCCUCUUCAUGAAUACAGCGAUCGUCUACAUGAUCUGUGGAUGGAUACAGGUUGUUUCUGGAAUCUGUAUGUUCAUUGGCUGUGUGGCUUACCCAGCUGGUUGGGAUCACGACAAAGUCCGAAGUGUCUGUGGAAAUUCAAGUGGCUUCAAUAUUGCUGAUUGUGGGGUCAGGUGGGCCUACAUUCUGGCCAUUAUAGGCAUCUUUGAUGCCUUCAUCCUGGCAACAUUGGCCUUUGUCUUGGCAACAAGGCAGGCCAAGCUUCUGCCUGAUUCCUACUACGCCCAAAAUGGUUCCAUCCAUAAAUCUGAUCUUGGAAAUGAUUUCAUCGAAUCUGAAAAAGCUUCAAAUCUGCAACGAGCUGGUGUCCUGACUGUUCCUGACACCGAUAGAGAUCGCGACCAAUUUUCUGACUACUCCACCUCCAGGAUGUCUAAGAGAAGUGAUCAAUUCCAACUCUAGGCUUUAGAAAUUAUUAGUAUGGUUCCAAUAUCAUUUGAAGGACCAACAAGAUUUUCACAAAAGACGAUUAAUCGUCAUGAGUUGCAGAAUUUCGCAAAACGAGUUCAUCUUUAUGUCUUUUCUUCUUCUUGAUGCUAAGCAGUUAAUCAACAUUAAUCAAAUAACUUAUUGAACUUUCUUAAGUGAUUUUGUUUUUUUCUUCAUAUUCAUGAAUGAAUUGGGCAAUUACUUGCCUUUGUACAGGAGAAAUAAGAUGCAUCAGUUUCGAAAAAAUAUGUCCCCUGUCAGUCAAGAAAUUCAAUAGCCUUGUCGAUCAAAAUCAUGUACUGGACAAUGUUUUGAUAAAUUAUAUAAUAGAUCAGCAUUCGGAUUGGCAGUUCUUUGAACAGUCACAUGUACUUCUCUUCUGUUAAUCAUGUACAUACGGUACAAAAUACAAAUUGUAAAUUAUAAAAUAUCUUAUUGAACUUUCUUAAGUGAUUUUGUUUUUUUCUUCAUAUUCAUGAAUGAAUUGGGCAAUUACUUGCCUUUGUACAGGAGAAAUAAGAUGCAUCAGUUUCGAAAAAAUAUGUCCCCUGUCAGUCAAGAAAUUCAAUAGCCUUGUCGAUCAAAAUCAUGUACUGGACAAUGUUUUGAUAAAUUAUAUAAUAGAUCAGCAUUCGGGUUGGCAGUUCUUUGAACAGUCACAUGUACUUCUCUUCUGUUAAUCAUGUACAUACGGUACAAAAUACAAAUUGUAAAUUUCUAAAAGGAAUGGUAAAAUGACUGCUUGGAAAGCCUGAACAUGGAUUUGCCAAUAUUAGUAAACAGCUGUUGUGCUAAUUGUUCAACUUCCAAACCAAUGAAUGAUAUAAUGUACAAAUGUGUGCUGAACAGCAGUGUGACAAUAUGGAGCAUCAUGUAAUGUUUAAAAUACAUAUGAGGCGUCCACAGUGAUGGCAAUGAAUGAAGUGACUUUACCAUUCUGAAUAUUUUGUAGUUUGUACAAUGUAGAUAUAGGUUUAUUUAUCUUUUUCACUGCUGCUACAUUCGGCUGACGGAUGUAGCAGAUUUUAUACCGUCCAGAAAGAACAUUGAAUCGUUGACCAUAUUGUCAUUUUUUGUUCUGGUAAAAACGUUCGGUCCACCUAUACACAUAUUUAUGAGUUCAAUGUAUGUAUCGGGUAUUAACCCUUGGCUGGCAUCCGGUUGGACUGUGAUCCAUCCAUUAUAUUCUAAGACAUUCCAUUGUAUUUUUCAACAUAUGUAUCUAUGUACCUAUACAGAGAUCUGUUCGUCCUUUGAAAGUAUUAUUUAUUGUUAUUCAUAUUUUCUUGGUUUUGAUAUGUACAACAUUAUCACUUGACUCAGUAAUGCAUAUUUUUUCAUGCAAAUAAUGAAAUUACACCUCACUGUUUUUACUCUACAUCUGGUGUCCUGGUACUGUUAACACACAAAGUGGAAUCUCCAAAUUUUGAGAAACUGUGCUUGAGCAGUUUAGGCCUGAUAACGAAGAAAAGUUUAUGUAAACCGAAAUAUCACUCAAAAACCUAUAGGAUAUCUUUGGUUCUUCCAUAGCAUCGCUUGUAUAAAUUUCUCCAAUUUUACAGCAUGUAGCCAUAUUUUAUGCAUUUUCAGUGUCCUGAAUUGAUAACAUUUUGAACAGUUGUUUGUUACUGCACGUGCACUCCGAAAAAGUGUCUCCCAUACCUAAUUAUUUAAAGCACCUGUAUUCUUAGAGUGGAAAUAAAACCACUUAAAGUAA
Molecule: messenger RNA, 3777 nt
Organism: Lineus longissimus
Lineage: Eukaryota; Metazoa; Nemertea; Pilidiophora; Heteronemertea; Lineidae
Product: LHFPL tetraspan subfamily member 3 protein-like
Exons: 3
Coding region: 1215-2033 (272 amino acids)
Biological process (GO): sensory perception of sound
Cellular component (GO): plasma membrane
Source: RefSeq, a predicted model, not a curated record